AUGAGGCUUCCUUAUCAAGUACUAUUUGGAACCGGAGAUGUCCUUGCCCAGCAGCUCGUCGAUCAAGUCGGAAUUGAGAAGCAUGACUUCGCUCGUACUGGUCGAAUGGUUCUCUACGGAGGAGGUAUGCCACUCCAGGCUACGUGCAAACCCUACAAUGCAAGAUCCAAGAAGCUGAUGGUCACUCGUGCUUUUAAAAAUAUAGCAAUCUUCGGGCCCGGCGCUACGACUUGGUACAAGUUCAUGCAACGAAGCAUAGUUUUCAAGAACCCCAAACUUACAUUAGUUGCUAGAGUGUGUGCAGAUCAGACCCUGUUCACUCCUACGCAUCUGACCUGCUUCCUAUCCUCCAUGGCGAUCCUCGAAGGAAAUGACCCAUUGGAAAGGCUGCGAACCACUUUUGGUACUGCCUACAAGACCAAUCUCAUGCUCUGGCCGUGGGUGCAGGCAGCCAACUUCACAUUCGUGCCUUUGGAGCACCGAGUUCUUGUUGUCAACCUCGUCAGUCUUGGUACGUUUCUUCCCCUGGCCAGCCUCCGCGAAUACUGUAUUUCUUUGCUAAUUCUCAACUACCAACUUCUAGGCUGGAACUGUAUCCUCAGUCUCAUGAACAAUAUUGUAUUAGUAUACAACCUUUCGACGAUAAAAUAUGCUCCUGCAGUCACUUUCAAGCCAUCCAUGAAAAAGGGAGAGAGAGAAGGGUUGGUGCAAACAGUGCAAACUCAAACCGCCCAAAGCUUCUCAAUGCCUGAAGAUUAA
Trichophyton verrucosum HKI 0517 is the source of this 759-nucleotide messenger RNA. Its product is annotated as integral membrane protein, Mpv17/PMP22 family, putative. The coding region runs from base 1 to 759 and encodes 252 amino acids. NCBI's taxonomy places the organism in Eukaryota, Fungi, Ascomycota, Eurotiomycetes, Onygenales, Arthrodermataceae. Gene Ontology annotation, cellular component: membrane; cytoplasm; mitochondrion. The record is from RefSeq and is a predicted model, not a curated record. The transcript is spliced from 3 exons.